Nematolebias whitei (Rio pearlfish) is the source of this 447-nucleotide messenger RNA. It is a transcript of the gene bbip1, whose product is annotated as BBSome interacting protein 1. The record is from RefSeq and is a predicted model, not a curated record. Lineage: Eukaryota; Metazoa; Chordata; Actinopteri; Cyprinodontiformes; Rivulidae. Gene Ontology annotation, biological process: cilium assembly; receptor localization to non-motile cilium. The coding region runs from base 67 to 318 and encodes 83 amino acids. Gene Ontology annotation, cellular component: BBSome. The transcript is spliced from 2 exons.
CCUACUUCUAUUUGUUUUAGCAAUAGCAUUUGCAUUAAGAUUUCAAAAAAAAAAAAAAUAAUAAUAAUGUCUUUACCUUUCAGCACACAGCUAGAGGACACAAUGCCUGAGGUCAAGUCAAUACUGAGAGAAGUUCUGCCUAAACAAGGGCAGCUUUCCAUGGAAGACGUCCCAACCAUGGUUCUGUGUAAGCCAAAGUUGCUGCCACUCAAAUCAGUCACCCUUGAGAAACUGGAGAAGAUGCAGAUGGAGGCUCAAGAGGCUGUCAAACAGCAGGAAAUGGCAAUGAAGGAGCAGGAGCAGCAGAUGCCCAGUUGAGGAUUUGAAACAGGACAAAGUGACUUCAGAUGGAGAGCGGAGGACCAGUCUAUUAAACGCUAGUGAGAAAGCACUUUUGGGCAGUGAUGCUCGAACUUCCUGACUUUUGGCUUCAAACUAACCAAAGAA